UUGGUUUCCCAGGCAGGAACAGGGGUCCCUGUAAGUGAGUGGCUCAUCCUUUAAAGUCCUGGCUGUUUGAAAAGCUAGCUCUGACAAUUAGCUUUGCUUUGCUAAGAUUUUCAAUUAGACACUCUAAGUCAGAGAUUCGUAGCUCCAAAUUAGAGAACUUUCUCUCAUUUGUUUGCCACCGAGUUUAGCAAUCUCUCCUUGCAAGUCAUAAAUCUUUUGGUCAAUAUUUCUGCACCCGAAUAACGUGUUCUAGAGACUCCUCUUUUGAAAGUAUUUUGUCAUCAUUACUGAAGAGCGUUUAAACCGAGCAUGGAGCUUGGCUCGACUCUGGGGCUGGGAGAAAUCGUCUGCAGUUAAUUGCUGCUGUGAUCACCAGCCUUUUCAACACCGAUGAAGGAGCAGCCAGUAAAGGGUCAGGUCUGGGAUGAUGAGGCAUGUGUGCGAACUACCAGCUUCUCCUGGCACCUAACAGUUAAUACAUUUUACACCCAGUGAAGAGUGAAGCGGGGCUGCUGGCAAUCAAUCCUCCAGAAGAGAAGUAAACACAAACAAACAAACAAAACGUAAGAGCAAGAUUAGGAUCUGAAACAGUGAGACAGUAAGUGGGAAAAGUGGCAAGUAGCAAAAUAAUUUUAAAUGGGGGGGGGGGCGUGCAAACUGGGCCAAGAAGCCACACUCUCCCGGGGUUUUGUCUACAAGGCUCCCCCACUGGGUAACGGGCGGACGUCUUUAUUCUGUCUGAGGGGAAGGGAAAAAAAGGAAAGAACAGUACAUCAAGGACCCACCGGGGCUGGGAGCCUUUACUCCAGCAAGCCGAGCUCCCAGAUCCUUUCCGGGCAAACACACAGCGGAGGAAAUGAAAACGAGGAAAACAAUUUGUGCUUAGAACACUAAGAUGUAGUUUCGCUUUGCUUUCACUCCCAGAUAUAACGUGGUUGUAGCUGUUCAACGUAUACAAUAACAGGCAAGGGGUCCUAACUUUUCAAGCCGCGCCGCACAGGAGCCCCACUGGUGCUCCGGCCGGUCCUCCCGCAACAGCACAGUCGUGGGAAAGCAAAGAUACAGCUGUUUCCAGGCAAACGGCCCAGAACUGUUCAGCAUCAACCAGCAGAGUCGCCCAAGAACGGGAGAAACACGCCCAAAGCGACUCCCGGGCGCAAGUGUGGGGCUGUGAGCGGCGUGGGCGCGCGUGCCCUGCCCACCGGGCCGCGGCCCACCCGGGGGCGCCCGGGGCAGGCUAGGAGGGACCGAGCGGCGCCCGGGGAGGCCGGAUCGGAAGCAUGGACCGUCACCAGUGCUCGGCGUCCAGCCCUGCCCUGCGGCGGUGGCUGCUGCUGGGGGCUGUGACAGUGGGGAUCCUGGCCCAGAGCGUCCUGGCGGGCGUGAAGAAGUUCGACGUGCCCUGCGGGGGCAGAGACUGUAGCGGGGGCUGCCAGUGUUUCCCUGAGAAAGGAGGGCGGGGCCAGCCAGGGCCAGUGGGCCCCCAGGGGUACACCGGGCCCCCAGGCCUGCAGGGAUUCCCAGGACUGCAGGGCCGCAAAGGUGACAAGGGCGAGAGGGGGUCACCGGGGAUCACAGGACCAAAAGGAGAUGUGGGAGCAAGAGGCGUUUCCGGAUUCCCUGGUGCCGAUGGAAUUCCCGGACACCCGGGGCAAGGUGGGCCCAGAGGGCCACCUGGUCACGAUGGCUGCAACGGGACGAGAGGAGACGUGGGCCACCAGGGACCCGUCGGCCCCGGGGGGUUCAUUGGCCCUCCUGGGCCCCAAGGACCCAAGGGGCAGAAAGGUGAGCCGUACGCGCUUUCCAGUGUGGACCGCGACAAAUACAGGGGUGAACCUGGGGAGCCUGGAUUGGUCGGUUUCCAGGGGCCUCCUGGCCGCCACGGGCCUAUGGGACAGAUGGGUCCGGUUGGAGCUCCAGGAAGACCAGGCCCGCCUGGACCCCCUGGACCUAAAGGACAGCCGGGCAACAGAGGACUUGGUUUUUAUGGACAGAAGGGAGAGAAGGGUGACAUGGGACAGCCGGGACCCAAUGGGAUUCCAUCAGACAUCCACCAUGCCAUCAUCGGGCCCAUGAAGGAGAUGUUCCACCCAGAUCAGUAUAAGGGCGAAAAGGGGAGUGAGGGGGAGCCGGGAAGAAAGGGCAUCGCCUUGAAGGGAGAAGAAGGAGUCAUGGGCUUCUCGGGCACACGGGGUUCUCCUGGCCUCGAUGGCGAGAAAGGUUCACCAGGACAAAAGGGAAGCAAAGGACUGGAUGGUUAUCAAGGCCCGGAUGGACCCCCGGGACUCAAGGGAGAAGUGGGCGACCGCGGCCCCCCAGGUGCCCCUGCGUACUCGCCUCAUCCCUCCCUGGCCAAAGGUGUCAGGGGUGACCCAGGAUUCCCAGGGGCCCACGGGGAGCCAGGAAGCCGGGGUGAACCAGGAGACCCGGGCCCACCAGGCCCCCCUGGCACGUCCAUCGGAGACGAAGAUGGCAAGAGAGGUUUACCAGGUGAAAUGGGCCCCAAAGGCUUCAUAGGAGACCCAGGCAUCCCCGCACUGUACCCCGGCCCUCCGGGAACCGACGGAAAGCCAGGGCCCCGAGGACCGCCAGGGCCUCCCGGACUACCUGGGCCAGACGGUUUCCUUUUCGGCCUUAAAGGAGCGGAAGGAAAUGUGGGCUACCCUGGCCCUUCUGGUUUCCCGGGGGCUCGCGGACAGAAAGGCUGGAAAGGUGACGCUGGGGACUGUAAGUGCGCAGAAGGCGACCAGUUCAUCGGGGGCCUCCCGGGGCCACCAGGACCCAAGGGCCUUCCAGGCAUCAACGGGGAGCCUGGGAAGAAAGGGAGCCAGGGAGACCCCGGCCAGCAUGGCAUCCCUGGGUUCCCAGGGUUCAAGGGCGCCCCUGGCAACGUCGGGCCUCCAGGGCCCAAAGGGGUGAAGGGCGAUUCUCGGGCAAUCACCACCAAAGGUGAGAGGGGACAACCAGGUGUCCCAGGCGUGCCUGGCCUGAAAGGUGACGACGGUGUCCCAGGGCGCGAUGGGCUGGAUGGAUUCCCAGGCCUCCCAGGCCCCCCUGGUGACGGCAUCACAGGCCCCCCAGGGGACACCGGUUACCCAGGAACACCGGGCACGAAGGGCGCUCCAGGAGAGAGGGGCCCCCGGGGAUUGGGCCUGCCCGGCCCCAAAGGCGAGCACGGUUUCCCCGGAGAUGUGGGAUCACCUGGACCACCAGGCUUUCCCGGGCCCGCUGGUCCCCCGGGUGCUCCCGGACAGAUAGACUGCGAUACAGGUGUGAAAAGGCCCAUUGGAGAUGACGGACAGAAGACCGUGCGGCCAGAUUGCGUCGGAGGACCCAAGGGAGCGCCAGGCCUGCGGGGACCCCCAGGCCCCACAGGUGCCAAGGGCCUCCAAGGGAUACCAGGACCCUCAGGAGCUGACGGAGUACCAGGGCUCAAGGGUCUUCCAGGAGACCCAGGUCGUGAAGGAUUCCCAGGACCCCCAGGGUUCGUGGGGCCCCGAGGAUCCAAAGGCAUGGCGGGCCUCCGUGGCCCAGAUGGGCACCCAGGUCCCACCGGUCUGCCGGGGCCCAUCGGGCCCCCAGGGGACAGGGGCCUUCCCGGAGAAGUUCUGGGAGCCCAGCCUGGGCCCAGGGGAGAUGCUGGGCUCCCCGGACACCCUGGGCUGAAAGGCCCUCCGGGAGAGAGAGGUCCACCUGGAUUCCGGGGAAGCCAGGGCAUGCCGGGAAUGCCAGGCCUGAAGGGCCAGCCGGGCUUCCCAGGACCCUCGGGCCAGCCAGGCCUGCCCGGGCCACCAGGACUGCAUGGCUUCCCAGGAGCUCCUGGCCAGGAGGGGCCCUUGGGGCUGCCAGGCGCCCCAGGCCUCGGAGGUCUGCCUGGGGACAGAGGGGACCCAGGUGACAUAGGCAUCCCCGGCCCUGUGGGCAUGAAGGGUCUUUCUGGCGACAGAGGUGACCCUGGUUUGUUGGGUGAGAGGGGUCCCCCAGGAGGCCCCGGAUUUAAAGGAAUGAGUGGAAUUCCCGGUGUCCCCGGACCCAAAGGCAGUAGAGGUUCACCCGGGAUGGACGGUUUCCAAGGCAUGGUUGGGCUCAAGGGAAGAGCUGGGCUUCCAGGAAACAAAGGAGAGGCCGGAUUUUUUGGAAUUCCAGGACUGAAGGGUCUGGCUGGUGAGCCAGGUGUGAAAGGCAGCCGCGGGGACCCGGGGCCCCCAGGACCACCUCCCAUCAUCCAGCCAGGAAUGAAAGACAUCAAAGGGGAGAAAGGAGACGAGGGGCCUAUGGGGUUGAAAGGCUACCUGGGCCUAAAAGGUGUCCCGGGGAUGCCAGGGAUCCCCGGGCUGUCUGGAAUCCCCGGCUUGCCAGGGAAGCCGGGCCACAUCAAAGGAGUCAAAGGAGACAUCGGAGUCCCAGGCGUGCCCGGAUUGCCAGGAUUCCCCGGCGUGCCCGGCCCCCCCGGAAUCAUCGGGUUUCCCGGGUUCACAGGAAGUCGGGGCGACAAGGGAGCUCCGGGGAGAGCGGGUCUUUACGGCGAGGUUGGCCCCACAGGUGAUUUCGGUGACAUUGGAGACACCAUAGACCUGCCAGGAAGCCCAGGCCUGAAGGGGGAGCGGGGCGUCGCUGGAGCACCAGGUCUAAAGGGAUUCUUUGGGGAAAAAGGAACGGAGGGUGAAGUCGGCUUCCCCGGGAUAACAGGCGUGCCAGGCGUCCAAGGCCCUCCAGGACCUAAAGGGCAAGCAGGCUUCCCAGGACUGACAGGGCUACAGGGGCCGCAGGGAGAGCCGGGGCGGGCAGGAGCGCCCGGUGACAAAGGAGACUAUGGCUGGCCCGGGAUCCCAGGCUCACCAGGUUUUCCGGGCAUCCGAGGCAUCAGCGGACUCCACGGCUUGCCAGGCACCAAAGGCUUUCCAGGAUCCCCAGGUGUGGACGCCCACGGAGACCCCGGCUUUCCCGGUCCUGCCGGGGACAGGGGUGACCCAGGAGAGGCCAACACCCGCCCAGGCCCUGUCGGAGCCCCAGGACAGAAAGGGGAGCGAGGAAAUCCAGGGGAACGAGGCCCAGUCGGGAGUCCGGGACUUCAGGGAUUUCCAGGAAUCACCCCACCUUCCAACAUCUCUGGGUCACCUGGUGACAAAGGGGUGCCGGGCAUAUUUGGCCCAGAAGGUUAUCGAGGGCCCCCGGGGCCACCUGGACCUGCUGCUCUCCCUGGAAGGAAAGGAGACGAGGGCAACCCAGGAGCCCCAGGAAACCCCGGGACCAAAGGGUGGGGCGGGGACCCCGGGCCCCAGGGCCGGCCUGGCGUGUUCGGGCUCCCGGGAGUAAAAGGACCCAGAGGGGAGCCAGGACUCAUGGGAAACACAGGAGCCACCGGGAGUGUGGGCGACCCAGGCCCCAAGGGGCCCAAAGGAGACAGGGGACUCCCAGGUGCCCCCGGUUCUGUGGGAUCCCCUGGGAUUGUGGGAAUCCCCCAGAAGAUCACUGUCCAGCCAGGGCCAGUGGGUCCACACGGAAGGAGAGGCCCCCCGGGGGCACAGGGAGAGAUGGGGCCCCAGGGCCCUCCAGGAGAGCCAGGUUUCCGCGGGGCUCCAGGGAAGGCAGGGCCCCAGGGAAGAGGUGGCAUUUCUGCUGUUCCUGGAUUCCGAGGAGACCAGGGGCCCAUGGGACAGCAGGGGCCCAUCGGCCAGGAAGGGGAGCCAGGCCGCCCGGGGACCCCCGGCCUGCCCGGCAUGCCCGGCCGCAGCGUCAGCAUCGGCUACCUCCUGGUGAAGCACAGUCAGACGGACCAGGAGCCCAUGUGCCCCGUGGGCAUGAACAAGCUCUGGAGUGGGUACAGCCUGCUGUACUUUGAAGGCCAGGAGAAGGCGCACAACCAGGACCUGGGGCUGGCGGGCUCCUGCCUGGCUCGGUUCAGCACCAUGCCCUUUCUGUACUGCAACCCGGGUGACGUGUGCUACUACGCCAGCCGCAACGACAAGUCCUACUGGCUCUCCACCACGGCCCCGCUGCCCAUGAUGCCAGUGGCCGAGGACGAAAUCAAGCCUUACAUCAGCCGCUGUUCCGUGUGUGAGGCCCCAGCCGUCGCCAUAGCGGUACACAGUCAAGAUGUCUCCAUCCCCCACUGCCCAGCUGGAUGGCGGAGUCUGUGGAUUGGAUAUUCUUUCCUCAUGCACACGGCGGCCGGCGACGAAGGCGGUGGCCAGUCGCUGGUGUCUCCGGGCAGCUGCCUGGAGGACUUCCGCGCGACGCCCUUCAUCGAGUGCAACGGGGGCCGUGGCACCUGCCACUACUACGCCAACAAGUACAGCUUCUGGCUCACCACCAUCCCCGAGCGCAGUUUCCAGGGCUCGCCGUCCGCCGACACCCUCAAGGCGGGGCUCAUCCGCACGCACAUCAGCCGCUGCCAGGUGUGCAUGAAGAACCUGUGACGUGCGGGGGCCGCGCCCCGCACGCGCUUCUCGGGGGGCUAAACUCGGCCGGGGGGGCCACCUUGGUGCUCACUCUUAACUUAUUACCUCACACGCCGCCCCCAAAACCGAUCUCAUCCUCUCUUUCAAACUCUGACGGAAAGGCUGCCAAAGGAAUUGAGUGCCAGCGCUCACACCAAACAGCCCGUGGGCACCCGCAGGGGCUUCGGCACUGGCGACACCUGCCUCCCAACAGAACGGUCACCGCCCGAACACCCCCAUCAGGCCGUGCCACAGUGCUCUGCACUAGGUGUAGCUGAUGUCUCCACACGUGCCCUUAGAGUCACUGCGCUUCCAGACCCCGCAGACGACCCGCAUUGUUGAACCCGCCUAAUGGGGUGGUGUUGAUAAGCGAAGCGUGUCGCCAAGGGCUCCUGAACCCCUCGUGCGGCUCCCACCUGCGGGUAUCCGGGCCUCCGUGCUGGCAGCUCUGUUUCCUCCCAAAGACCCAGGAUGUGCCUCUUAACCCCUCAGGAAGGCCAGAUGUGCCUUUUAAGACUUUGAUGGUCCCACAUGAGCUCUCUUCUGUCCCCCCCCCCCCCGCCUCGUCUUCACAGACCAUCGGGAGACCUCUUAGCCACCUGUUGUCAGCCACGCCAUGUGGCACACUGUAGUCAGAAGUGAUGUGUCUACUGCCCCAGGUGGCCCCGGGGACUUACCCUCCAUUCUUGGUGACUCAUACUCCUAUGACAUAUCUAACCUCUGUAACAAACACACAAUAAAAGUUGGUUUUGAGCUUUUUAUA
Messenger RNA from Panthera uncia (snow leopard), 7203 nucleotides. It is a transcript of the gene COL4A2, whose product is annotated as collagen type IV alpha 2 chain. NCBI's taxonomy places the organism in Eukaryota, Metazoa, Chordata, Mammalia, Carnivora, Felidae. The transcript is spliced from 48 exons. The coding region runs from base 1281 to 6419 and encodes 1712 amino acids. Gene Ontology annotation, molecular function: extracellular matrix structural constituent. The record is from RefSeq and is a predicted model, not a curated record. Gene Ontology annotation, cellular component: collagen trimer.